CACACACACUAAGAUCCCUGUGAUCUGUGAUGUCAUUGCAUAUAUAACAGGAAGUGAUUCCUCAGAAUCUCAUUAGAAUCAUAGCAGACACACAGAAACAAGAGCACAGUUUCUGAGGAACUGUUUUUGCUCUCAGGCAAAGUGGCAGAAACCGAGGACCAGACGACCUGAUUGGCUCGAUGGACGCCGACCUCAGUUUGCUGCACUGCGGUCGCCCAUGUCACAGUAAAGCGAAGACACUCGGGGUCAGACGUCUGCAUCAGACGACCCUGAGCCUGGGGGACACGGAGGCCUGCUACACCACCACCCACACGGAGAGUUUCUCUGGCAGGUCGUCUGAUGGUCGUCCGCUCACGUUCCACCUGAGAGACGCCAGUUUCCCCUCACAGCAUCACACCCGUGACACCGGCAGCAGCAGCAGCGUCAUCACGCCGCUGGCGCCGCCGCCGGUGUCUCACACGACAGACGUGCAUGGGCCCAAACACGUCACUCCGCGGGCCAACACCAGGACACACAACUGGGCUCGGUACUGCAGCGGCCGCGCGGUGAGAGAUAUCACCAACCCGCAGGAGCCGUCGCAGCACCGAACCACCUACACACACGUGCACGCGCUGCUGGUGGACGACGGCUCGACUCAGCGGCCAGUCGGCGGCACCGCGACCCAGUGGCACCGACACAACAUCCUGACAGGUGAACAGAACCCUGCGUCCGCUCCUUCCAGGUCAAACCGUCUCUGCAGAGACGAGCUGCUGUGGGCGGCGAGGCCGUGGGAGACGGACUGUACCGCACUCAGACUCCACUGACACUCACACAGCCAACCACUGCUCCUCGACGCUUCACGGAGAAGCUGAUCAUCAGUGUUCACGUUCACUGAUGUGGAGAAAUAAGUAUUCUGGUGUGUUGCAUUUUGAAAUGUUCCCCUGAGUAAGAGUUAGUCAGGCGUGAAUCUUCCUGCUGCUGCAGGGCGACUACAUCAGUCUCAGUUACGCAGCUACAAUAGACACGAGACUGAAUUAAAGAUCAGUGAGAAGCAUGAAAAGCUACAAUUCAUGUCAGAGUCUGUGGACAAACAGAAACAUCAGGAAACGUUUGUUCAGUUUGUUUGAGAGAAACUCAGUCAACAAGUUUGUUAAGUCCGUCGUCUCUGGGAUGAUUUGGGUAUGAAGGAAGUUCUUACUCCGUGUUCAGGAUACGACGAGGAUGUCAUCACAUGGUUGUGAGAUGAUACUGUUGGGUUUUACGUGACACGAUUCGUCUCUUCUCACUGCUGUUCAAUAAAUCACCAGUACGACGUCACCAUCA
This is a messenger RNA of Scophthalmus maximus (turbot), 1302 nucleotides long. RefSeq lists its product as uncharacterized. The record is from RefSeq and is a predicted model, not a curated record. NCBI's taxonomy places the organism in Eukaryota, Metazoa, Chordata, Actinopteri, Pleuronectiformes, Scophthalmidae. The transcript has 5 exons. Bases 180 to 803 code for a protein of 207 amino acids.